Messenger RNA from Stylophora pistillata, 1022 nucleotides. Its product is annotated as actin-binding Rho-activating protein-like. Gene Ontology annotation, cellular component: sarcomere. Gene Ontology annotation, molecular function: actin binding. Lineage: Eukaryota; Metazoa; Cnidaria; Anthozoa; Scleractinia; Pocilloporidae. Gene Ontology annotation, biological process: positive regulation of Rho protein signal transduction; positive regulation of transcription by RNA polymerase II. The record is from RefSeq and is a predicted model, not a curated record.
CACAUGCAUACCCCAAGAUUCACCGCGGGUGUAGCUCUGGUCGGAUACCGGAGAGUUUGGAGGUGGCUGACUUGGUUAAUGGCUGCACCUCUGAGGAAUGACAAAGAGUAUGGUCGACCAGUGGCAGGAUCGAAAACUGAGACUCGUGGAAGAUUUGCCGGAGCUCAUAUCAGUCAAGAAGUAAAACAGUUAUGCAAAAUUAUCGCACAGAUGGGUGAGGAACAACCAGACAGAACUAUUACCGUCACAUUUCGACGGUUGUUUGAGAGGUAUACCGGAAUAUCCAACAAAGUGGUGGGAAUGUUACUCAGGGCACGGAAACAGAAUUUGUUUUGCUUUGAAGGAGAAAUGCUUUUCCAAAGGAGAGACGAUGAUGUUAUCAUUACAUUACCGCGCAUGCCUGAAGAGGUGGAAAAUGAUUCAGAUGAAUAUUGGAACAUCCGUGCAAGAUAAUUAAAUAUUUUAUCGGAAGGUUUCGGACAAUAAUUUGUCAACACAGUAGAUCUUAGCGUUAGUUAAAUCCUUGCAUAAUCCUGUAAGGUCAAAGCUCUCUUAAGGGGAAAUCGUCGUAGCCAAAAGCUCGACGGUUUCUACCCUACAUUUUGGACUUAGCAUAAUUCUUAAUCAAUAAAUUUAUGUUAUCGUGUGGUAUGAAAUCAUAGGUGAUUGAUUAAUUGAUGCAAUAUGAAUUUAUUUGGGUGCACUUGUUACUUUUUUUGUGAAACUGUGGGUGGAGAGCUGUCUUCAGUUGUUGAAAAAUGAAGAUUAUAGAUGGCUCUGAACUUAAAGCACAAAUUUAGAACAAUUUUUACUGAAAGAUGAAUCUUAAUAUGCUGGUUGCAAUUCCGUAAGAAAACCAAGCGAUUAUUUGUAUGAUCGUUGUUAGCUAAUAGCGUAACUUGAACGCUAUACGCGUUUCCCCCGAUAUACGAAGCUACUUUUACUUCAUUUUAUUUCUACAAAAAAAAAAAAAAGAAUAUGGAAAGAAUACCUCUUUAUUUUAAACGAUACGAGCCUGAAAA